Halichondria panicea is the source of this 1495-nucleotide messenger RNA. RefSeq lists its product as uncharacterized. Gene Ontology annotation, biological process: signal transduction. Lineage: Eukaryota; Metazoa; Porifera; Demospongiae; Suberitida; Halichondriidae. The record is from RefSeq and is a predicted model, not a curated record. Bases 143 to 1447 code for a protein of 434 amino acids. The transcript has 4 exons. Gene Ontology annotation, molecular function: protein binding.
ACAUAAUGAUAUAUAGAUUAUUUUGCAUGCAUCGAAUAGUAUUUUAUCGAACACUCUCAUGGAAUAUCGAGUUGCUUUUCUCAAAUAGAAGCCUCAAAAAGUGCUGUAUUGUACUCUAAGGGUAUCUUAUCAUUCUUUACACAUGAAUGCAGCUAUCCCAGGUGUCUCUAUUGAAAGCCAUACUAAACUGGAAGUAACAAACGAUGCUCAAAAUUUUCAUUGGAAAGGAUAUGGGUUUAAUAUGUUUAUACCCAAAGAUUGUCUGCCAGCUAAAGCUGAAUCCAAGCAUUACACUAUACACUUGUAUGCAACUAUCUCACAAGAAUGUUACCGCUUUCCUAAAAAUCACGAAUUGAUGAGUGCCGUGUACUGGAUCAGAUGUAACCCUCUUUGUCGAUUUAGAAACCCUAUCACUAUUGAAAUACAACACUGUGCAUAUAGAGAGGCAGUUAAAGGUCUUUCAUUUGUAAGAGCACUUUGCUCCCAAAAAUAUCUCCCAUACAAUUUUAAGAAAUUGGAACCACAGGGCUCCUUUUCUGACAGUUCCAGUUAUGGAUCCAUCUUGUUAACUGGUUUUAGUGGCAUCGGUAUUGUAAGUUCGGUUGAUCCGCCAAUUCCAAGCUCGAUGGAGCCUCAACGCAAGCACACAGCCACUCUCUACUAUCUUAGUAAGAGCAUCAAUAACUGGACAAUUCACCUCGCAAUAACUUGGGACCUUGAAACUUGCAUCAAUAGUGUGAAGAAGUAUUAUGAUACUGAUGGUCUAUGGACGAAAGGUGCUUUUCUCAGUGCAGUUGAGAUUAUGGGCGAUAAAAUUGAGGUUGACAUUCCACGACCUGAUUUAGUGAAUGGUUGGAUCUUGAGACCUCUAACCGCCAAAUUUCUAUUAAUAAAGACAGUGAACUACUAUGAGCCUGGCAAAGCAGUCCCUUCCAUUCAAAUCAAGGCCGUGUUUCGGCACCAAAAUUCCGCUUCAGAUUCAGUACCAGAACUGUUUUAUCAACUUGCUCUGAAAGGGAUCCAGGAGCCAAACAUAAUCACCAUUGAUAUUGACCCUUCUCUGUCAAUUAUAGAGAGCCAAUGCACUUUUCAAGCAGGCCUAGGUGUUUCUGUUGAACUUCAAGAAAUAAUGCGUAACACCGGUAUUCGAAAAGAAGAUUUGAAUAACGAAGUUACUGAUGAGAACGUUAGGCGUUUUGCCUCUAAAUUUGCUGAUUAUAACUGGUUGGAAUACGCUAUCAUUCUUGGACUCGAUGAAUCUGAAAGAAGAGCUAUCAGGACAGAUGUGCAACUAGACAAUGAAUUUUUGAAGGCUCACGAAACGCUGCAAAUGUGGCACAAAAGAAAUGGCUAUAGAGCAACCUAUAGAAUUUUGUUAGACGCAUGCUGUAGCCACAAGAAUAUGAGACUUGCUAUGGACUUAUGCCAUUUUAUUAAAGCAAUAUAAUCUUUGUUAAUUGUUUUUCUUUGUACCAGCUCAAUGAAUUUUAAAAAG